AUGAAUGAUCAAUUGUGGAGGGAUCAGAUGAAGAACAAGCAGAUGCUCAAAGGAAUGAUUGGCGGCAGCUCCAGUUCUGGAAACUGGGGACCCAAUGGUUGUUACCAAGGAGGAGGCGCUUCAGAGAGGAAGGCCGAGAUGGUGGAGGUAAAGGAAGACAGCACAGGCACGGUUUAUGGACAACCCAGAAUGCUAAUAGAAGUGGACAAAGCAAAGUAUCGAGCAGAAGGCCGAUGCUUCAAGUGUGGAGAAAAAGGGCAUAGGGCCCAAGACCACAAAGAAGGGGGCAGCACGGCUGUGAAACCAAAAUUUAACCUCAAAGCUAUGCUUGAAGGGAUGUUGAAGGAAGAGCGGGACGAAUUGCUCAAGGGUUUUUGA
This is a messenger RNA of Serpula lacrymans var. lacrymans S7.9, 378 nucleotides long. RefSeq lists its product as uncharacterized. Gene Ontology annotation, molecular function: nucleic acid binding; zinc ion binding. The transcript has a single exon. The coding region runs from base 1 to 378 and encodes 125 amino acids. The record is from RefSeq and is a predicted model, not a curated record. Lineage: Eukaryota; Fungi; Basidiomycota; Agaricomycetes; Boletales; Serpulaceae.